AUGGCGACACCCUCUACGACCGAGCCAGUGCUCAAGCUCCCACAUCCGUACCUUACGCCCUACGAUCUUGUUACGACCUCACGUCCCUCGAGCUCUACUCCUUGGUUCCAAGUCAAACACCAUGAAAAUGCCUCCAAUGAACCAAAGGCAAAGACGAAACCGUUACCCGAACCUCUCGAUAACGACACACUCUUCUUCACCGAGCCCACCGAUCUCAAAUCGAGCGAGCGACCGCCCGAGUCGAAUAAUACACCAUGGGGUCGGGCUCGCCGCUCUCCCAGCUCAAUCUUUACCUGGGACGUAGAGACUCCUCCCACAUUAGCACAGGCAUGGCUCGUCAUCUACGUACUGUUCACGCUCCGACCGUCAGCAGAAGGAAUCCGGCUCACGCUUGAGGGGCCCGGCCGGGAAGCUCUCGCGGCACAGCUUAAAGCCGUCCUCCUGGCCAUCGACCACCCCACGGCCGCAGGCCUCAGCGACGAGCUCCUCGUCCUGCGCAGCACAUUCUGGCAAGGCGCGGGCUCGCCCUUCGGACCGCGCAGCGCCUGGGUGCCCGACUCGAGCAGCGACCCCAAGGACAACGGAAACUUCCUGCCGAAGCCGCUCUCCGCGUACCCGCUCACGCCGCUGCAGCACGCCAUGACGUCCGAGGCCAGCGGCUCGCCGGCGUGGCACCCGCGGCGGCCCGCGAAGCCGCGCCCGGGCUCGGUCGUGUACAGCCGGUGGAUCCCGCACCUGCGCGAGACGUUCAGCAUGGUCGCGCUCGACUGGGAGGACCCGGAGCACCUGGGCCUGUUCCACAGCUGGCAGAACGACCCGCGCGUGUCGCAGGGCUGGAACGAGACCGGCUCGCUCGACCAGCACCGCGAGUAUCUGCGGCGCGCGCACGUCGAUCCCCACCAGAUCACGCUCCUGGCCGCGUUCGACGAUACCUUUUUCGCGUACUUUGAGGUUUACUGGGCUAAGGAAGACCGACUAGGCGCGUACUACUCGGCGGGGGACUUCGACCGGGGGCGGCACUCGCUGGUGGGGGACGUGCGGUUCCGGGGGCCGCACCGGGUGACGGCGUGGUGGUCGAGCCUGAUGCACUACCUUUUCCUGGACGACCCGCGCACGAUGCACGUGGUGGGCGAGCCCAAGUACACCAACAGCUCCGUGCUCGCGUACGACCUCGUGCACGGCUUCGGCCUCGACAAGUUCGUCGACCUCCCCCACAAGCGCUCCGCCUUCGUCCGCUGCUCCCGCGAGCGCUUCUUCCAGCUCGCGCCUCUCGCCGAGAGCGAGAAGGUCGUCGGCGGUACGCUCGUCGGGUUGCUCCCGAAGUUGUAG
Messenger RNA from Daldinia caldariorum, 1329 nucleotides. Its product is annotated as acyl-CoA N-acyltransferase. Gene Ontology annotation, biological process: siderophore biosynthetic process. The record is from RefSeq and is a predicted model, not a curated record. Lineage: Eukaryota; Fungi; Ascomycota; Sordariomycetes; Xylariales; Hypoxylaceae. The coding region runs from base 1 to 1329 and encodes 442 amino acids. The transcript is spliced from 2 exons.